Messenger RNA from Glycine soja, 498 nucleotides. RefSeq names its product polcalcin Nic t 1-like. NCBI's taxonomy places the organism in Eukaryota, Viridiplantae, Streptophyta, Magnoliopsida, Fabales, Fabaceae. The record is from RefSeq and is a predicted model, not a curated record. Gene Ontology annotation, molecular function: enzyme regulator activity; calcium ion binding. The transcript has a single exon. Bases 96 to 350 code for a protein of 84 amino acids.
UGACCAAUCUCCAAUUUCAGUGCAACUCCAAAAUUAAACUAACUAGAAGGAGCUCUUUCGUUGUCAUACAAUACACACUCUAUCAAUCCACCACAAUGGCUGAAGAUCCUCAAGACGUAGCCGACAGGGAGCGAAUUUUCAAGCGUUUCGACGCCAAUGGCGACGGCCAAAUCUCUUCAGCUGAGCUUGGGGAAGCACUCAAGGCCCUUGGAUCAGUCACAGCAGAAGAGGUGCAAAGGAUGAUGGAAGAGAUUGACACCGACGGAGAUGGCUACAUUUCAUAUGCAGAAUUCACAGAAUUCGCCAAAGCCAACCGUGGCCUACUCAGAGAUGUUGCCAAGAUUUUUUAAACUUAAUUACUCCCACUCUUUUUUAAUUAAUUAACGAGACGGGAUACACAUAUAAUAAUUAUUUGUACACCAUUAUUUCUUGUGGGUAUCUCUUUUUAUUACAUCAUUUUCCUUAGUUGUACAAUAUUUGCUUUUGUACAAUUCUUUG